Nematolebias whitei (Rio pearlfish) is the source of this 2395-nucleotide messenger RNA. RefSeq names its product centrosomal protein 85 (gene cep85). The transcript has 13 exons. The record is from RefSeq and is a predicted model, not a curated record. Gene Ontology annotation, cellular component: centrosome. Lineage: Eukaryota; Metazoa; Chordata; Actinopteri; Cyprinodontiformes; Rivulidae. Bases 1 to 2385 code for a protein of 794 amino acids.
AUGGUGUACCACAAGGCUCAGUCCUUAGAAACCACCCUCUUCACACUCUACAUAGGUCGCUUCGCUGACAUGGAGUGGCAGACACCAGCUGUUUCAGAGAAGUACCAGAGUCGCUUUGGCCGCCGGCCGGGAACAUCAGACAGCGUGGACACUGGUAUUGGCACUUCAGCAUCUGACAGCACUGAAGAUUUCCACAGUUCCAGCAGCAGCCCCUCCUUCCAGCCCAUCCGCAGUAAGAUCCCCAUCCCCACUGCACAUGUCAUGCCAUCCACGGCCGGCACACCGGCCUCAAAGCCUCAUACGUUUGGCCAGGAAGACUCUGCAUCCUCGGCUGAUGGUCACAGGUCGUCUUCUGGUUCAAGAACUCCAAGUGGCUCCACAUCAAAGUCUUCAUUGCUCUCUAAAUCGGCAUCUUCGCCCAAUCUAGAUGCUCAGGAUGGUGUUGGAGGUGAUCAUACGAGUGGACCCAAAUCAGACUGUCUGAGCCGCUACCGCAGUCUUGUCAAUGGGCUGGACCACUCACUUUUCCCCACAGAUCACACACGAGUGGACGAGGGCCAGAAGUUUGACAUUCCUGCCGUGGAACCUACUCUGAACCAGUCAGUCUUGUUGGGAGGGUUCUGUCCUGAUGUCAGGCUCAGGUUACAGACGACUGGGAUUAGAGACGCUGCAGACAGUUUGUCUGAGGCUUACCGAGGAGCUAUGGAGCACAGCUUUAAGGUUCUGCCUGAAGCACGGCCCGGCCUCUCUGGAACAGCAGAAGCCUCUAAUCAGAGAGGUGGGCAGCCUGUGGCAGCAGGAUCUGCUGGUGUUUAUGCAAACCCUCUUGGUCUGCUGCGAGAGCAGGCAGGUCCCAAGGUCUACGAUCCACUGCGGCAGGACAGAUGUAGUGAAGUUUCUAGCUGGCAGCAAAAACAGCAGCUGGACACAUUACGCCUACAAAUCGAACAGAUGCAGCUGAUGAAUGCAGGAGUUGGUACCCAGUGCCCGUCUCUGUACACAACACCUCUGCACACAGAGUCUGGCAAGUGGGACGCUUUGGUCAAAGCCAGCGAGAGUUUGCUGAAGGAGAAGGAGCUCAUUAUUGAGAGACAGAAGCAACAUAUGGCCCAGUUGGAGCAGCGUUUGAGGGACAGUGAGCUCCAAGUCCAUGGAGCCCUUCUGGGUCGAGGGGCGUCUUUUGCAGACAUGUGCAUGCUGCGUCUCCAGGAGGCUCAGAGGGAAAAUGCAUUCCUCAGAGCGCAGUUUUCUGAGCGCACGGACUGCGUUGCCCUGGAGAAAGCAGAGGCAGAGCGCAGACUAGGAGCUGUCGAGGCUGAGACCCGCCGACUCACUGAGAGUCUCAAGGAAGCCUGCGAGAGGCACGCAGAAGAGAUGAAGAAACAGGAAGAGAGGAUCCGAAGUCGAGACAAACACAUCACCAACCUAAAGAAGAAGUGUCAGAAAGAGGCGGAGCUGAAGAGGGAGAACCAGCAGCGCAUUGAAACUCUGGAGCGUUACCUAGCUGACCUGCCAACCUUAGAGGACUACCAGAGCCAGAAUAAGCAGCUCCUGGAGUCUGAACAGCAGGUUGCUCGGCUACAAGAGACAGUAAAGGAACUGGAAGCCACCCUGGAGACGACACGCUCACAACUCCAGGACAAAGACGCACAGCUGGAGGAUCAGAAACGCAGAGAGAGAGACCUGCUCACAACCAUUACCGACAUGCAGCAACGUGUGCAGCAGGGCCUGGAGGAUGGAGCCAGACUUCCCUGUUUGGAUUUUGAGAAACUUCGAGGAGAAAACAUCUCUUUGAGAGAAGAGCAGCAAAGACUCAAAAAGGUUAUUGAGAAGCAGCAUAAAAUGAUGGAACAGCUCAGCUCUCAGAUUCAGGCUUUGGAGGAGCAGAUAUCUCAGGAAGAGAGCAGCUCUCAAGCUCUUAGAGAAGAGGUGCUAACCAAAGAGCAGAACGUGUUGGAGCUGCACACAGCCAUGAAGGAGCUGUCAGCUCAGAACCAGGAACUGAUGGAGCAAAACCUGACGCUGCAGGAGCAGAUGAGCGAUCCUGAGCAGAGGGGACCCAACCAGGCCUCCUCUGUCCUGCAGCCGGCAGGAGCUCGCCUCGCACAGAGGCUUCACUCUGAAAUCGCUUCAUGUCUCAGUGACCUGCGCUCGCUUUGCAGCAUUCUGACCCAGAGAGCCCAGGGACAAGACCCCAACUUGUCUCUGCUGCUCGGCCUCACUUCACCUCCAGCAGUGGCAGAGCCAGAGGACUGGAUGGAACCUGACGUUCUACAGAAGAAGCUGGUCGAAGCUCAGCAGCUCCACCGUGACGUUGAGGAGUUGCGUAACGCCAUACUGGACCGUUACGCCCAGGACAUGGGAGAAAACUGCAUCACUCAAUAAAUGUGACGAC